Molecule: messenger RNA, 3111 nt
Organism: Marasmius oreades (fairy-ring Marasmius)
Lineage: Eukaryota; Fungi; Basidiomycota; Agaricomycetes; Agaricales; Marasmiaceae
Exons: 22
Coding region: 39-3083 (1014 amino acids)
Biological process (GO): phosphatidylinositol dephosphorylation
Cellular component (GO): membrane; cytoplasm
Molecular function (GO): phosphatidylinositol-3,5-bisphosphate 5-phosphatase activity; phosphatidylinositol-4,5-bisphosphate 5-phosphatase activity
Source: RefSeq, a predicted model, not a curated record
GUUAGGCCAGACGCCGCGAUGAUGUUCAUCUAACUGCGAUGUAUCUUCACUUGGCCAACAACCCUCGCGCUCUCUACCUCAUUACUAGCUCACAAGAUUUUCCUGAUAAGGCUCUCGUCUUUCGUGCCGAUGAACACAACCCUAGCCAAGCUGUCGUCGAAUUUCUGCCCAAGGAUGAAGUCGAUCUCUCGAGCACAGUCCGUUUAACGAGUAGAACGGUGAAGGGUUGCCUUGGGCUCAUAGCGGUAGAAAAUGACAUAUUCUUGGCUUUGGUGACCAGUGCCACAGAGAUCGGCAACACCAGACCAUCGAGUUCAGCUCCAGAAUUCGUUGCUCGAAUACACGAAGUUUCAUUUUAUAGUCUAACCUCCUCGACAUGGGAUGAUCUUUCAAUAGGAUCAGAUUCGCUGACCCACCCUGAUUCCCUUGAUACUGCCUUGCGGGAUAACUAUGCCCCGCAGCCUUAUGAACACCCUUGUGCUCCAUUGACUAAAAUCUUGUCUUCUGGCACCUUUUAUUACGCAUCAAACACUCAUUGGGACCUAUCCUCGAGGCUCUCUCGACGUCUGACUCGUAACGAGAAAGCGAAUAAAGAUUUCGGUACUUUUGAUGAGCGAUUUGUUUGGAAUGAGUAUAUUGUUCGAAGUUUGUUGGAUUUGAGAGAGCGUUUGGAACAACAUGAACGCGAUGAUCUAGAUCAAUGUCAAUUCCUGAUCCUGGCUAUCCAAGGCUACGUGGGGGUCUUUACUACCGGGCUACCCUCGCCGCCUAUAAAUGCAGUGCCGGUAGUCGCGACGCUCUCCUUGAUUUCUCGCCUUGGUUGGAAGAGAGCAGGUACACGUUUCAAUACGCGGGGUGUAGAUGACGAUGGUAACUGCGCCAAUUUUGUCGAGUCCGAGACGAUAUUUAGCACCGAUCAGCAUAGCGUUAGUUCUGUACAAGUUCGCGGCAGCGUUCCAUUGUUUUGGGAGCAGCAGGGCAUUCAAACCUUUGGGCAGCGCAUUCAGAUAACGAGACCUCAUGCGUCGCAGCCGGCCUUCGAACGUCACUUCACUCAGCUUACCGAGGAAUAUGGUGCUGUUCAUGCCAUAAACCUUUUGGGAUCUAAAGAAAACGAGGCCAUUUUGGCGACAGCCUACCAGCGUCACCUCCAGAUUGCACGAUCUGGGAUUGAUGGUACUCUGGAUAUCACACAUUUCGAUUUCCACAAUCAAGUUAGAAUCGGAGGGCACGACAGUGUCUUGCGCGAAUUAAGGCGAAUGGAAGUCAUAGUAGAUCAUAUCGACAAAUUUGGUUUCACGACCUGUGAUGCAAGUACAGACGAUCUGGUAACAGACCAAAGAGGCGUCUUUCGGACGAAUUGUUUAGACUGUCUGGACCGCACCAAUUUCGUCCAAGAUAUUCUUUCCCGACUUACCUUAGAGCAAUAUAUGCUGUUAGUUCAUCGGGAAUGGAUACACUACCAUCCACUUUGGACGCAUCACCGCGAGCUUUGGGCGGAGAAUGGUGAUGCUCUAUCCAGAAUAUACGCAGGCACAGGAGCGUUGAAUACCAGUUUCACUCGUAGCGGUAAACGGACACUUGCCGGUGUUAUUUCGGACGCCACAAAGAGUGUUUCUCGAGCGUACAUCAAUAAUUUCCAAGACAAAAGCAAACAGAUUGCCAUUGAUAUGUUUCUGGGAAAUAUGAGUGCUCAACGUCAAGUCACUAUAUUUGACCCUGUUCAUGACUCCGUACGGACGGCUUUGGAACAACGAAUCAACGAAUAUUCUUCGACGAAACCGUGCAUAAUAUACGUUGGAUCCUGGAAUUUGAAUGGCCGGCUGCCCGCUUCGGAGUCAUUGCUUCCGUGGCUUUAUCCUCCAAACUGUCGCGACCCGGAUUUAUUCGUACUGGGUUUCCAAGAAAUAGUACCUCUCACUGCGCAGCAAAUCGUUCAGGCAGAUCCAGAAAGGCGUCGGAUUUGGGAAACCAAAAUUCUGGAAACUCUAGACCGUAGGCCAAACAAAAAGUGCGAUUACGUGCUGCUUAGAAGUGAACAACUGGUUGGAACUGCUCUUUUAAUCCUCGUUCAAUCGGAAUUAGCGCCGGUUAUCAGAAACGUGGAGGCCGCUACUAAAAAGACGGGUCUUCGUGGCAUGUCAGGGAACAAAGGCGCUGUAGGAAUCAGACUAGAUUAUCAUGAUACCAACUUCUGUUUCGUUACAGCUCACCUCGCCGCUGGUCACUCGAAUGUAGAAGAGAGGAACGCUGACUACUAUACCAUAGUCAGUGGACUGCAUUUUUUGAAGGGGAAAACAAUUGACAGCCAUGAAAACAUCGUAUGGCUCGCGGAUACCAAUUAUCGCAUUAAUCUCGAUAAUGAAACCGUACGAUCUUGCGCUGAAAACAAUGAUCUCGACGCCUUAAUUGUGGCAGACCAGCUCAAGCAAGUCAUAGAUGCUGGACUGGCAUUUGGUAGAUAUGAGGAAGGACCUCUACUGUUUCGGCCGACAUAUCGUUACGACUUGGGGACAAACAUCUACGAUACAAGCGAGAAAAUGAGGAUUCCAGCCUGGACCGACCGAAUCUUGUAUCGUGGUCGUGUGCUCGAGCUAUCUAGCUACUCGAGAGCGGAGCUACUAGGUUCAGAUCAUAAACCAGUAUAUGCUAUUUUGCGGGCGGAUAUACGCAUCAUUGACAAAGCCAAACGUGCCGCGUUGUCACGAUUGCUACUCGACAGCCUUCUAUCCGUGGCGCCGGGCGAAAAGGUGGAGGACAAGUUAGCGGCUCUUAUGUUGCCAGUAGAUUUUGAUGCUCUACCACCUCCAAGUACCGAUAAUUCAGCUUGGUGGGAUAAUGAUGCUCUUCCACGAGGAGUGGUACCUGUAUCUCAAAUCAACUCCUCAGUCCGAUACCACCAUAGGAAUCCCUUCGACUCACCUCUAGAUUCGCCUCUUUCCUCCUCGCCGACGUCCUCCGAUGAAGAGCUUUAUACCCAUGCGCAGUCGCUCCCACCGGCCAUGACACCCUCAGUGAUACGCAAAGUACCGCCCCCUCCUCCGCCGCGACCUAAAGUUUCGGUUGUACCAGGUAAUGAAUAGAUCCUCAAUUCGCAAAUUUCCGAUUCAC